Coffea arabica (coffee) is the source of this 505-nucleotide messenger RNA. The record is from RefSeq and is a predicted model, not a curated record. Lineage: Eukaryota; Viridiplantae; Streptophyta; Magnoliopsida; Gentianales; Rubiaceae.
GGUUUGGUGAAGGGGUAGUUGAGAUCCUUUUUCACGAUAGCAUUUGUAGGGCUACUGACAAGUGUUUGGCCAAUUUAUCUUUGCUUCCAAUUCUGGAAAGCCAAAUGCUAUCAGCUUAGCUCUCUUCCUUCCCCAUUCUCCUUCCCAUUAACAAUCAAGAGUCAAGACAAGCUACGAGAAGAGGAAACAUAGAGAAAGACUGGAAGCAAAUAGUAGUAUAUUAUUUGUAAUAUUGUAAUCCUGACAGAAAAUGGCAAGCCCUGGAGACGCAUUUCCGGCUGCUGACGCUGAAAAGGAGUUAAACCCAGGAGAAAACAAGAAUUUCGAGGUCGAUCCCGUCUCCUCAGAAGUUGCUACCUCUUUGCAGAUUAAGGAACAAAUUGAAGCAGCAGAGAAAAAGGAAAAUGAGAAGAAAGAUGCAUUGGAUAAAUUUAAAUCAGCUAUCCUUGUUUCAGGAAUUGUUUGUAGCUCUGGCUGGAGCUGUGGAUAUGAAUUUAGAGAUUAG